Molecule: messenger RNA, 1029 nt
Organism: Magnolia sinica
Lineage: Eukaryota; Viridiplantae; Streptophyta; Magnoliopsida; Magnoliales; Magnoliaceae
Product: large ribosomal subunit protein uL3c
Exons: 2
Coding region: 32-889 (285 amino acids)
Biological process (GO): translation
Cellular component (GO): ribosome; chloroplast envelope
Molecular function (GO): structural constituent of ribosome
Source: RefSeq, a predicted model, not a curated record
GAGAGGAGAGGAGCUCUCGUUUUUUUUUUAAAUGGCGGUUUCUUUCUGUACUCAAUGCCCAUUCGGGUCCGUCUCUACCCGAAACAUUGGUAAAUUUUCUCAAGCUCCAUCUCUUUCCCACAUUUCCGUUGCCAAAACAACCUUUCUUCCUUGUCUCUUCUCCAUCCCAAAACCCGAAAGGAGUCAGAAGAGAAUUGGAUCCUCGUCUUCGGUUACGAUGAUGAGCAUGGAAGCUGGUAUCGGUGUGAUGGGAACGAAGCUGGGCAUGAUGACCUACUUCGAACCGGAAGGUAGGGUCGUUCCCGUUACUGUCGUCGGCUUCCGUGAGGGCAAUAUCGUCACUCAGGUCAAGACCGUCUCCACCGACGGUUAUGAUGCCGUCCAAGUCGGUUACCGCAGGGUUCGCGACAAGAAGCUCACCAAGCCGGAGAUUGGCCACCUCGACAAGAUCGGCGCCAUACCUAUGCGCCACCUUCAGGAGUUCCGCCUUCAGUCUAUUGAAGGCUUCGAGCCCAAUCAGAGGCUCGUCUUGGAGGAAAUCUUCAAGGAAGGAGAUUUCGUUGACGUCUCUGGUAAUUCCAUCGGAAAGGGAUUCCAAGGUGGAAUCAAGAGGCAUAAUUUCCAUCGUGGACCAAUGACUCAUGGUUCCAAGAGUCAUCGAGCCUUAGGAUCCAUUGGUGCUGGGACCACACCUGGUCGUGUAUAUAAAGGGAAGAAGAUGCCAGGUAGGAUGGGAGGAACGAAAACAAAGAUCCGGAAGUUGAAGAUUGUCAAGAUAGACACUGAGCUCCGAGUUGUCAUGAUAAAGGGGGCUGUUCCUGGUAAACCGGGUAAUCUUCUACGCAUAACACCAGCAAAGAUUGUCGGGAAGAACAUACCAAAGAGUUAGCUUUGGAUAUAUGCUGUCAAUGAGACAUUACGUUGGUUUCUUGCAGUUGUAUUUGUUUCUUCAGUUUUGUUCUUUUUUCUUGAAAUUGAAUCUCAGUUGCCCUGAUUAUCUGCGCUUAUAAAAAGUUGAUCUAAUUUUCU